AUGAUUGGGCCUCCGAUCUCCUCACACGAUUACUUUGAGUUCAGACAACCGUGCACGUACGUACAUGUGCGUGUGUGUUUUCGUUCUUCGGUUGGUCGGACGAUCCUCGAGGAUCUCGUACAUCGCUCGUCUUCGCAGGUUCACGAGUUCUCAUUCACAAGGAGCACAUGCCGUCAUUUCUUGUUCGCCCUGGUGGAUCGCAACUGAUUUGAUAUUUGCCCACCCUCAAAGAGUUGUCGGUUGGUUCCAGUUUAGUGUUCAUCCUCGGAAGACCAACACCUUGGUUUUUUUUCCUUUUUUUUUAUUCUGAGAAUUCGUCCAAUUAUGUAUGACUCAUGAAGAAACGAAGUUGAAAUGAGACCGAAAGUGACUCACCUGAAAUGAAGUGCUUGAGAAUGCUGGUUACGAUCCUGUGGUUCCUGAUGGUAUGUGUACUGGUGUCAGUGGAAUCCAGUGGCAACAACUUCAAAAGUAUAAGCAUAGACCAAGAUUCAAGAGGCAACUAUUGCAAAUUGGAAAUUGACUCCAAAAUCCAACACUUGACCUUUCAAAAAAAGUUCACCAACCUUUCCUUCCUCUCAGUCAAACCCAAAUCUGUUCAGGUGGUUGGUCCUUGCUCUUGGAAGAUGUGUGCCAGAAACUGCACCUGCAUAGUGGUCAAUGAUACACAAUCAGAUUUCUUAGACGGAUAUCCUCAACUCCGGACGAAGCGCAUCCUAUAUGUUUUAAGGGUGGAGAAGGAUCAAGGUGUUGUGGCAUUCUGUUCCAAGCGGAAUCAGGAUGGCCCGAUGAUUAGCAGCAGUUCAAUGGGAAACUACUUGCCACAGAUUAGCACCUUGCCUAGUAGUAUUGAUUCCGCCGAUCAUGUUGAAACGCCCAAUUCGAGCCGGAGGAAAAAUCUAGUCAAAGAAUCUCCCAUUAACGAACAUCAGGAUGUCAACGCUCAACAAAGCGAGAGUGACAUCAAAGAUCUCGAAGAUGAGGCAGUAGAUUCACCCGAGGGCUCCCUUAAUCCAUUGAUGGAAUCUGUCGCGAGUUCACCCCUUCCCGAUCCAUUAGACACAUCGCAUAUGCAACAAGUCGAUGAAAAUCUGGGUCAAUCCGCCACCGUCUUUGACGUGGAAACUUUUGAACAGAAGGCGUUUCCCGUCACGGAACAAAGAUCUCUGCCCAAGCCAAACGGGGAACCUGUUUCUACUUUUAAAGCUCCUUCCCAAGAACCCACAAUCCAGAGCAUUGACGACGAUCCAAAGACAGAGGAACAGAAUUUGGAGAAGGAUCAGGAAACAAUUGAGACUUUUAAAGUUGGAACGACUACCACCACGAGCUUUGGCUCCGAAGAUUAUGAAGAAGAAUUGUUCCCCGUCAUGGGACAAAGAGCUUUGGCCAAAUCAACAAUGGCAUCCUUGACAACGAGUGAGGUUCCUUGGAUAGAAACAACACCUCAAGACAUUUAUGAGGGACUCAAGGUGGAACCUCAGGACCAAUAUUUGACGGAUGACCAAGAUAUCCUGGAGAACAUAAAUGUAGAAACGAACAACGUGAUCUCCAGUCAAGAAGAUCACUCGCUCGAAAUACUACCCAUGAAGAACCAAAGAACCCUACCAAAAGCGGGUUUAGCGUCCACCAGCAGUGAGAUUCCUGAGGUGGUCGCAACACAAUCGACAAUCCAGGAAGGUGUGCAGGCUCAAAAAACUCCACAAGAUGUGACAGAUAAGAAGGAAAUGCCUUCUCCAAUCGACUCAGACACAACAACCGCAAUCUCUGACCUGGAAAAUUAUAAAAUGAAAUCCUUCCCCGCCAUGGAACCGACAGCCUUUUCCAAACCAACAAAGAACCUCUCAAGCACAGAGAUGCCAGAACUUUCAAAGUUCAACGUCACACAGCAAAGAAUGACCACUGAUACCAAAAAGCCAUCGCAAAUCGAUUCCGAACCAACCAGCACGUGGUCAUUGCGGUCAGAGGAGAAUCAACUUGAAGAAUCGGAGAGCACGCUCCCAUCUUUGAAGACUACUCAAUCAAGUAUUGAGUCAGAAUUGACCACCGCAUUAUCAAGCACUGACCGAGGCCAAAGUGAAAUCCAGAUGACACGACAAAAUGACUUUGGUGUUGAUCAAAAUACUCAUUACUCUUUCGAGUUAACCACCUUAGUGUUUAGAAACAAUCUCCCAGAUUGGCCCGAUGAAACAGACCUACCGCAAUCAAGCAGGGCGCAUCAAUCUUUGACGAAAACAAGUCCACACUCGAGCGACACGACGACGUUAAUCCCCACCAUCUCGGAUUUAAAUGAAAUGCAUGCCAACGAAAUGGCAUCGUCUUCUUACAGCACCACCACCACCACCACCACCACCACCACCACCACCACCACCACCACCACCACAACAACAACAACAACAACAACAACGGCAACAACAACAACAACAACAUUGAAUCCCUCCCCAAGACAUCCUAGUCGACAAGGAGAUGAAAUCUGGGUAGAAAAUGUUCAUGCUAAUCCAAAUCGUGCAAUGACGUCAGACUCGAGAUUCAUUCCAAUUCCCAAAGACACCGAGCAAACUUCUCUCUUCGUCGAAAAGCUACCGAUCAACGUGCAUCAAAACGAGUCCAGCUGUUUUUGGACCCUAUGUGUCGUGAUAUUGAUCUGUGUCUGUGUCGUCUCUUUGGUGUCGGUGGUAUUUUGGGUACUUUGCAAAACCCGAAAAUGUUCGAACUAUCGGGAUCCCAAUGUUUGCUCAACACCGAUAAGUCAGGACAAUGAAGAGGUGCGACUAACUUUGCUGAGUGAACAUCAGAUGAAAGUCCCAUAAAAACCGCUUCGUUCAUUUGUAGUCAACUCCACUUCACAAUCAGUUUCCUUGUCGUGGAGCAAGUUUACGACAAAUUGAACCUCCCCAAAUGGUGUAAUAGAAAGGCUGGCCCUCUUUUGUGUCAGGUAAAGGGUAGAUGGGCUCUCACAUUCCUCAUAUAUAUUCGAAUUCUAUUCAACGUCUUCUCAAUGACAGUGCGUAUGUAGUGCGAUGUCCCCCAGAAAUCCGGGAUGUGUAAGCUUGCGGACAAAAGUAAUCUGGCAGUUUUCAGUUUGUCCGGUCGGUCUCCCACUGAGCGAUGAUCCGACGUCCCCAUUAAUAAAGAUCACCCACCACCCAUGGAUACGAGUGCCUCGCUCAGGACUACCUUUUCCCCAGCAGCAUCUUUGGUGGGUCCAUCCAAUAGAAAAAAAAACAGACUCCCAAAAACGUCGUAGCCUCUCCAAGGCUUUUGAAGCCAAUGUCGAGUCACAUUAAGCUUGAAAUGAUACUCCCGUCCAAUCGAUCAAAAGAGGAGACUAACUAUCAAAAGCGAUUCCUCAUUAGAGUGAAAAAUUCCCAAUGUGUGUUUGUGUGUGUGUGAGAUACCCUCCCAGUACUCUGUCACCGUCUAAAGCUUCUUCAAUUCUCUUGGUAACAAUGUGUAUCUUCACCUUAAUCGGAUGUUCAGGCUCUGUUUCGGUGGUCUGCCUGUUCAUGACUCAUGACUGAGGGACUAUGAAGACACACUAUGGUUGGGUGUCAGUGCUUCCGAAGCAAGAUCGAACUUUAUCAGGCGAGCUCAUGAAAGGAAACUAGGUAUCAGGCCUCAGUGACCGCGAACAGUUUGGUAAUGGCGCUCAAGAUAUGGUUGCAAACCGGAUUUUGAGAAGAAUGCCAAUGGUCGUCGGAGUUCGAGUGAUGCUUGGCACCUUUUCUCUUUUAAAAAAACAUUCCCACCGCAAACCCUUGCUAUUAGUUAAGCACAUUGUAUGUAGAUGACGUACUAUUAAUAACCCAUAAACAUCAUGUUAUCCGCAUCAUUGUGGGUAGACUUGUAACUUGGCUUAAUGAGAAAAAUAUAAAUGCAUAGAAAGCCGGUUUUGA
Messenger RNA from Tigriopus californicus, 3893 nucleotides. RefSeq names its product mucin-5AC-like. The record is from RefSeq and is a predicted model, not a curated record. The transcript has a single exon. The coding region runs from base 381 to 2807 and encodes 808 amino acids. Lineage: Eukaryota; Metazoa; Arthropoda; Copepoda; Harpacticoida; Harpacticidae.